AUGGACGAGAAGGAAGUUAACUUCUUGCCGAAACCGAAAAUGCCGAAGGUGGGAUGCUUCCGGGCGAUCUGUGAUCGCAUUCCGGCCCGUUUGGUGCUGUACUUUCUGUCCUGGUCCGGAUUUCUGGUCUCAUUCGUAAUGCGAAACGAUAUCAACUUUGCCCUGGUGGCGAUGGUACAGGAUCCCAGCACGAACUCCACCGCCAACGAUCACUGCAAUACUGGGGCGGAUGCCGCAGCAUCACUGAACGAGGGUGACGAUUACAACUAUACGCUGUCGAUGGCCAAUUCCACCACAACCGUGCUGCUGGAUGGGCUUGCCUCCAUCGAUGACAUCAAGUUCGACUGGGAUUCGACGGUGCAGGCAGUAAUCAAAUCGUCCUUCUACUGGUGCUACGUACUGUCGCAAGUAGUUGGUGGGGUAGCGACCCAGUACUUUGGCACCAAGAACGUGUUCGGGUGGUCCCAAUUCCUGACGGCAGCUUGCAGUUUGCUCAUACCGCAUGCAGCGGAUUUACAUUACGGUGCCGUGAUACUGCUGCGAUCUGUGCAAGGCUUCGCCAGUGGGCUUACCUGGCCGGCCAUGUACGCCAUCGUCGGCUACUGGAUACCGCCGGUCGAGCGAAGUCGAUUCAUGAGCAGCUUUCAGGGCUUCAGUAUCGGUAUUGGGUUGACGUAUCCGCUGUGCGGUUUCAUCAUUGCCCAUUUUGGCUGGCGUCAGGUGUUCUACACGACCGGUACGAUCGGCAUGGUUUGGUGCGUGUUCUGGUAUCUGCUCGCCUACAACACACCCCAGGAGCAUCCGCGCAUCACACCGGAGGAGCUGGAGUACAUCGAGCUAAAUGUGAGCGAGGACAUCAAGAAUGGGCAGGGAAUGCGUGUACCGUGGAGACGCAUAUUCACCUCGAUGCCGGUGUGGGCAAUCGGACUAACCACAUUUGGACGCAUUUGGGUGCAUUACACGUUCAUCAUGUCCGGGCCAGAGUACAUGCAGAAGAUCUUCUGCUUCGAUAUACAGCAGAACGGGCUGUUGUCCGGUGCGCCAUUCCUUUGCUCCUAUCUGUCAUCCGUACUGUUCUGUUAUAUAGCGGAUCUGCUGAUGGAUCACAAGACGCUAACACUCACCAACGUCCGCAAGCUGUUCACCGCUUUGUCACAGAUCGUGCCGGGCGUGCUGGUGCUGCUGGUCGGCUACCUCGGCUACCAGAUCGUAACGGUACUGAUACUGUGGUUUGUCGCCGUAACCUUCAUCACGGCGUCGUAUGCUGGCGCAAUGGCAAAUAUCGUCGACAUUGCCCCGAACUUGGCAGGACCGGUGUUGGCAUUUGCGCAAACUAUCCACAUGACCGCUUCCUUCCUACAGCCGCUCGUUACCGGUUUUAUGGUGACUGAUUCGCAAAACAUUAACCAGUGGUUGCACGUGUUUGGUGUAUCGUCGGUGGUAGCGAUUAGUACGUACCUUAUCUACCAGGUGUUUGGAACGGCGGAGAUACAAUCGUGGAACUAUCCAGUUACCGAUCCGGAAAUCACGUCUUCGGAUGAUUCAGCCGUGAUUGCCAAUCAGCCAAUGAUAAAGGUGGAGCCAGGCCUCAAGUUUGAUGACGACGACGAUGACGAUUGA
This is a messenger RNA of Anopheles marshallii, 1620 nucleotides long. RefSeq names its product vesicular glutamate transporter 3 (gene MFS17). Gene Ontology annotation, cellular component: plasma membrane. Gene Ontology annotation, biological process: monoatomic anion transport; transmembrane transport. NCBI's taxonomy places the organism in Eukaryota, Metazoa, Arthropoda, Insecta, Diptera, Culicidae. Gene Ontology annotation, molecular function: transmembrane transporter activity. The record is from RefSeq and is a predicted model, not a curated record. The transcript is spliced from 3 exons. Bases 1 to 1620 code for a protein of 539 amino acids.